CAUCAUCUCACCUCAAACUCAUUUCAACAUGGUCAGCCGUCUUGAACACCCAGCCGGUGGCUAUAAAAAAAUCUUUGAGUCAUGUGAAGAGUUAGCUGAGCCCAUUCCUGCUCAUGUCUCAGGCAAUAUCCCUGUCUGGCUCACUGGCAGUCUGCUCCGUAUGGGCCCUGGGCUCUUUGAGAUUGGAGAUGAACCUUUUUACCACCUUUUUGAUGGUCAGGCCCUCAUGCACAAGUUUGACCUGAAGGAUGGACAUGUCACUUAUUACCGCAGGUUUAUCAGAACUGAUGCUUAUGUGAGAGCCAUGACAGAGAAAAGGAUUGUGAUCACAGAGUUUGGCACCGCUGCAUAUCCAGAUCCAUGCAAAAACAUCUUUUCCAGGUUUUUUACUUACUUUCAAGGCAUUGAGGUGACGGACAACUGCCUUGUCAACAUCUACCCUAUUGGUGAGGACUUCUAUGCCUGCACUGAAACCAACUACAUAACCAAAGUUGAUCCUGAUACCCUAGAAACAAUAAAAAAGGUGGACCUCUGCAAUUAUCUCUCAGUAAACGGUGUGACUGCACAUCCACAUACUGAACCAGACGGUACUGUAUAUAACAUUGGGAACUGCUUUGGGAAGAACAUGUCAUUGGCCUACAACAUUGUCAAGAUCCCUCCACCACAAGAAGAUAAAUCUGAUCCAAUUGAGAAGUCAAAGGUUUUGGUGCAGUUUCCAAGCAGUGAGAGAUUCAAACCAUCCUACAUCCAUAGCUUUGGCAUGACAGAGAACUACUUUGUGUUUGUUGAGACUCCUGUGAAGAUCAAUCUACUGAAAUUUCUGACUUCCUGGAGUAUCAGAGGGACAAAUUAUAUGGACUGCUUUGAGUCCAAUGACAAAAUGGGUACAUGGUUUCAUCUGGCAACCAAGAAUCCUGGAGAAAACAUAGACCACAAAUUCAGAACAUCUGCUUUUAAUCUUUUCCAUCACAUUAACUGUUAUGAGGACCAAGGCUUUAUUGUGGUUGACCUGUGCACUUGGAAGGGGCAUGAUUUUGUGUAUAAUUACCUAUAUUUGGCAAACGUGAGGCAAAACUGGGAGGAAGUCAAAAAAGCAGCCAUAAGAGCUCCACAGCCAGAGGUGCGGAGAUACGUGCUUCCACUGGACAUCCACAGGGAAGAGCAGGGAAAGAAUUUAGUUUCGCUUCCAUACACCACAGCCACAGCUGUCAUGUGCAGUGAUGGAACCGUUUGGCUUGAACCUGAAGUUCUUUUCUCUGGACCGCAUCAAGCUUUUGAGUUUCCUCAGAUUAACUACAAAAAAUACUGUGGGAAAAAUUACACCUUCGCUUACGGACUUGGGCUAAACCACUUUGUUCCAGACCGGAUUUGCAAGUUGAAUGUGAAAAGCAAAGAAACGUGGAUAUGGCAGGAGCCAGAUGCCUAUCCAUCCGAACCACUGUUUGUGCAAAGCCCUGAUGCUAAAGACGAAGAUGAUGGUGUUCUUCUGAGUAUUGUAGUGAAACCAGGAGUCACCCAGAGGCCAGCGUUCCUCCUCAUACUCAAUGCCACUGACCUGACAGAAAUAGCACGUGCAGAGGUUGAUGUCAUGAUUCCUGUCACUCUUCAUGGCCUGUACAAACCUUAGAGGAUCAGAAUCAUGACGUUGCAUUUCAGUAAACAGACAAUACUUUCACUUUUCAAUUUGACAUUUUUUAUAAUACAUGUAAAAUCCUUUAAUGUUAUUGUUGCUCAUUUAAAUGGGCCAGUUAUAUGACCUGAUAUGCUUGUAAUGCAACAGCUUUUUGAUAACGUGUACUAUAGAAAAUACUUUUU
This is a messenger RNA of Sinocyclocheilus anshuiensis, 1815 nucleotides long. Its product is annotated as retinal Mueller cells isomerohydrolase-like. Bases 29 to 1627 code for a protein of 532 amino acids. The record is from RefSeq and is a predicted model, not a curated record. NCBI's taxonomy places the organism in Eukaryota, Metazoa, Chordata, Actinopteri, Cypriniformes, Cyprinidae. The transcript has 14 exons. Gene Ontology annotation, biological process: retinal metabolic process; zeaxanthin biosynthetic process. Gene Ontology annotation, molecular function: beta-carotene 15,15'-dioxygenase activity; retinol isomerase activity; all-trans-retinyl-ester hydrolase, 11-cis retinol forming activity.